This is a messenger RNA of Saprolegnia diclina VS20, 887 nucleotides long. RefSeq lists its product as hypothetical. NCBI's taxonomy places the organism in Eukaryota, Oomycota, Saprolegniomycetes, Saprolegniales, Saprolegniaceae. The transcript has 2 exons. The coding region runs from base 38 to 769 and encodes 243 amino acids. The record is from RefSeq and is a predicted model, not a curated record.
UGUCAGUCGCUGAACGGAAAGAGGUGUCCACAGGCACAUGCCCGAGAGACGCGAGCGCCAUCGCAACACGCAGCGGCGGUACCGCGAGAAGAAGCAGCGAUCUCAGCAAGAGCUCAUUACUGCUGUCGCGCACUUGACCGACGACAACCGGCGGCUCGAGGCACUGCGGGCACGGCUCCUCCCUGCCCAAGUCAGGUCCUACGACGCCGCGAUGAGCACGGCGCGCGAGUUCAUUCGCGUCUUUGAGGUUGGCGUGCGGCCGCCGCCGACCCGCUCGGACCAGUUUGCAUUUUUCCACAGCGUCACCGCACCCGACUUUGCCUUUAUGGACGACGCAGACGGCGCGGCCGUCUUCUUUCGGCAGUGGGCAGUCUACGAGCAAACGUUCGCGUCGAGUCGCGUCGUCGCCUUGCACGCCGGCGUCAUUCGCCUCGAGACGGACGAGGACGUAAUCGUGCGCGCGCCAACCACGAUGCACCUGCGCCUCUCGCGGGUCUCGAUGACAACGAUUUACCCGAGCCUAAGCGACGAAGAUGCGACUGUCGAGAGACUCGUCGGCCGCGACUUGGUCGUGCCCAUGCUGUGCGUCUUUUACGUGGAGAAGGCCACGUCUCGCAUUCAACGCUUCUCGAUCGAAGCGGACGUCGCGGCCGCCGCGCUGCAGCUGCUUGAAAACAACGUGGAGGCCGCCGCACGCGUCCUUCAAGACUCGCGACUGCAGACGUCGGCCAAGAUUGCUGUCGACCCAAUCGAUGCGAGCAAGAUCUGAGUGCCACUCUUUCAUACUAGUACGCACAGGAGCAAGCGACCGAGUGUGUACCCGUCUUUGCACAAGACACUGCAAAGACUGGACACUUGAAGGGUACUUUAAAUGCACGCCAGGGUGG